Molecule: messenger RNA, 3714 nt
Organism: Asterias rubens (European starfish)
Lineage: Eukaryota; Metazoa; Echinodermata; Asteroidea; Forcipulatida; Asteriidae
Product: 14-3-3 protein beta/alpha-B-like
Exons: 7
Coding region: 145-924 (259 amino acids)
Biological process (GO): signal transduction
Cellular component (GO): cytoplasm
Source: RefSeq, a predicted model, not a curated record
CAAACGUUAUGCUUGAAAACAGGGUACCGUACCAGUGCAUACCAAUCCGCUGCAGUGGUAUUCAUUCUCGCUUCAAAUUUUGCUGCACCGCCUGAUAAUCCUUCAAAUUAAACUUUAAAAAUCUCACAUAAUACACGAGUAAACAUGGAAGCGGAUCAAGUUCGGGAAGGCCUUAUUCAGGGCGCUAAGCUGGCCGAACAGGCUGAAAGAUAUGAGGACAUGGCUACAGCAAUGAAAAGUGUCUUCAAGAUGGACUCCAAACCGUCACCGAGUUCCGAAGAAAGAAAUCUUCUAUCUGUCGCGUUCAAGAAUGUCGUCGGCGCUCUGCGUUCAGCUUGGCGAAUCAUGAGUGUGGCUGAGAAGAAAUGUGAAGCAGGUGUCGGAAGCAUAGACAAGAAAGUUGUUUCAAAGUAUCGGAAAGAGAUUGAGAAAGAAUUGAAGGACACGUGCAACGAGGUUCUGGAGCUGCUGAAUGACACCCUCAUUCAAGAAACUGAAGAAGAGUACACCAGCGACAGCGCUGCAGAGACGGCAGUCUUUUAUCUAAAAAUGAAAGGGGAUUAUAUCCGCUAUAUAACCGAAGUGAUCGAGGACGACGAGCGUGCUACCCAAAAAGUCCAAGCAGAGGCUGCCUAUGAGAAAGCCAUGAAAGUCUCUGCGGCCAACCUCAAGGCAACAAAUCCAAUCAGACUGGGUCUGGCACUCAACUUCUCCGUCUUCUACUAUGAGAUCCUCAACAAUCCAGGCAAGGCAUGUGAGCUGGCCAAGAAGGCCUUUGACGAUGCUAUAGCACAGCUGGACAGUUUGCCUGAGGACUCCUACAAGGACUCCACUCUCAUCAUGCAGCUUCUUCGAGAUAAUCUUACACUCUGGAAUGCAGAGGACAAAGGAGAUGAUUGUAUACAAGAUCUUGAAGACCAGUAAGAAGUUGGACCCAAAUGGAGCUAUCUGUGACGUGUGGCUUGCUUUUUCUUCAAUUGAAUGAUCAUCUUGGAGUAAACCUAAAACACAACUGACAAUCAGUUUAGCGCACCUCGUCAUUCUACAGACUUGAUGACAGCACCACGCUACACUACAACACAGGCAAAAAUGUCCAUUUCUUUGCUUACUGUAUGGUCAUCAGAAGACCCCGCUCAAAGCCCUCCUAUUUACACUGGCACCACAGACGGCCACAAACUGACUUGCCCCACAUUAAAACCACUGGCCUGGGGCAUUUUUUCUAGUAUAAAGUUUGAGCAGUGGUACCUUUUACUAGCCCUCAGAAAUUAAUGCGGACAUUUAAUUGCGAAUGUUCUUUUCUUCUUUGAGAUUGCUAAGUAGUAGUUGCCUAGAAGUGAAUGGUUUUCCUUUUCCCGUCAUAAAAAUGUGUCACUAGCUACUGUCAAAGUCAUCAUUUGCUACUCAUUAUUUAUAGCAUUCACGUAGCAUUUUGUAUCUGUUAAUAUCCCAGAGAAUUUUGUAUGAACAUUUAAUUGCAAAUGUUCUUUUCUUCUUUGCAGAUUGCUUUGUAGUGUUUGCCUAGAGGUGAAAAUUGUUUUCUUUUCCCAACACAAAAACGUGUCACUAGCUACUAUCAAAAUCAUCGUUUGCUUCUAAUUAUUUAUAGCAUUCACCGGCCACAGGCCUGUGGUCCAGUGUAAAAUUUAUAUCUGUUACUGUCCCAGAGAAUUUUGUAUGAACAUUCAAUUGCGACUGUUCAUUUCUUCUUGGAGAUUGCUAAAGAAGUGGUUACAUAGUAGUAGUGAAUGAUUUUUCUUUUCUGGACACAAAAAAGUGUCACUAGCUACUGAUAAAAUCAUAAAGCCUACAUCCGUAUGGACUGUAAAAGGGGUAACCCUGUUUCAGCCCUGGGAGUAAGUGGCAAUGGCCUUCUGGAAAAAAAAAUAAUAAUAAAAGGCAUUGUGUGUCUGGUGACUUGCAUACAAAAUAAAAAUAAAACAAAUUUUAUAGCAUUUAGUGCGCAAAACUUGUUCGGUUUGAAUAUUUUGCUAUGCAAAGAUUCUGCACACACACAAAAAAACCUGCUUGAAGUUGCCUGUUUGUGAGACGAUCCGUGGUGUCACCUUAACUUGAGUACUUGUGAUUCCAAUUCAAUUUCACUGUUAAAUUUCUGUGGGUUUACAUUGGUAAUAAUAAAGCACUUUUUUUUAAUAGUUAGUAUUUUAUAUUGCACGUAAAAAGUUAACAACUUUGUAAUUCCUUCUCUUCAAAGCUCCUUAAUUAUUAUUGGUCUGAAUCAUAGCAUGCUAGGUGUCAGCAGACUAAUCAAGGCCUAAUUUCAUAAAGCUGCUUUAGCAGAAUUGUUUGCCUAACCAGUUUCUGGCAAGCAAAACUGAGCAGGGAGCCAGUCAAAAGACAGUGUAUGUGAAAUGGUGUUUUGGCUGGUAACCCUAUUCUUGAAAGCGAGACUGUUUUGUUCUUAGGUAUCUUUUGGGCCUAUAAGCUCUAUGAAAUAAACGCAUCCCAUGAAAUUUGUAAAACGUCCGCACUCACUUCACUUCUGGAUGGCAAAAUGAUAGAACAUUGCUCCUUUUUGAAUGAGACUGAUUGAUGGUGGUGUGACGCUUACGCGUAUUCCUAGUGCACUACUCUAAAGCUUUUGCCGACCAAUAGAGUCUGUACGCAUGUGUAAAUGUAAUUUAACACAAUUCUUGGGAUGGACUGAUUGGGCUGACAUAAAUUCAUUGUACUUAAAAAAAUGUGCGCAUGCUCAGAGCUACAAAUAACAUGGGUAUCUGCUGCCACCUGUCAUCGCGAAUCUCGCAUUUAUUCAAAACUCUGGUAUGACAAGAGACAAUGCUAUUAAAAAUGUGUAGAGAGAGAUGUACACUAGUACAUUUUAUUUAUUUAAUUUUGGGGGCUUCUUGUUUUUAAUUUUCUUUAGAAAAAAUCACACAGAAUGUUUGGUUUCUGCAUAAUAAGUAUUGAAAAAUAUGAGGUUGUUGGCCAAUGGUGUACUAAAUUUUAGAGUAAUUUUAUAGAGAUGCUUAGCUUAAGCAGAAAAUACUGCUUGAAAAUCCUUGUUUGGCAGUAGUGAGCAGGAUACCAGUCACUAUCUGUUCUUGUGACAUGGUAUAUUAGCUGGUAACCCUAUUCUGGUUAGCAUAAUUUUCUUGUUCGCUUAGCUUAUGUGCUUAAGCAGCUCAAUGGAAUUUGGUCCUGCACUUUUAACUCAACUCCCUUUUAAUAAUUUAUUUAUGAUGAUCCUUCCUCCUCACUCUUAUCAAAAUCCAACACAAAUUCAUUUUACAAACAAUGACCACCAUUUCAUGUUGGAGGUCUUAAAGUAUCAACAAAUGUACAAACUGCUCUAGCAAAAAUUUGCUCUUGUUUAGCAAAACAUGAACUGUUUUUUUUAUGAAGUAUACAAAUGUUUACUGUAAGUUUACUUUUUCUUUUGGAUAGUAAAUUUUAUUUAUCAGUAAUAUUAUUGUAGUAUUGGUCAAAUUAUAAACUGUUGUAUUAUUUUUGCCUGUACCUUAGCAAAGCUCACGGCUUUAACGUUGCAAAAGAAAAGUCUGUAUGGUAACUCAACAUCCAAACUGUUGGACUUUGACCAAGGUGGUAUGACUGUUCCCAUGAGUGAUUCACUAAGAUCUAACUCUAAAGAAUCCAACACCGAAAAGGAGCACAACACUCAAACUGUUGGACUCUGAUUGUGGUGGUAUGCCUGAUCCCAUGUAAAGCACGAUCAGUUUACUAGUGCAGUCCUCA